AUGCCAAUACUCCAAAAGCUGCCAGGCUAUUUGCAAGUUAGCACAUCUGUGCCGCUCACCUCUCUGUUUGCAAGACGAUUCAGCCACCAAGCAGUUAAGCAGGCGGAUAAACAUGUAGCGGAGAAGCCCAGCACAAGCCCGACGAUUCACGAGGAUAUCUAUACGAUACCAAAUUUCCUUACCGUGACACGAAUUGUUGCGAGUCCGGUCAUUGGAUAUCUCAUACUGCAGGAUGCGCAUACUUGGGCCGUCGGUUUGCUGGCCUACGCUGGCUUCACAGAUCUGAUAGACGGAUGGAUAGCGAGGAGAUGGAAUCGCAGAACAGUCGUGGGGACAAUCAUCGAUCCAAUGGCGGAUAAAAUCCUCAUGACUGUAUUGACAGUAUGCCUAGCCAUCAAGGGAGCGUUGCCAAUCUGGGUUGCAAGCAUUAUCCUAGGCAGAGAUGUCGGACUGGCUAUUUCAGCCAUUUACUAUCGCUGGAUAUCGCUGCCACCACCCAAAACGUUCAGAAGAUACUGGGACUUCUCACUGCCUUCGGCCGAGGUCCGGCCUACAACAAUCAGCAAAUAUAAUACCUUCCUUCAGUUGGCCCUGGUCGGUCUAACGACUGCAGCACCGCUCAUAAGUGUUGACCUGGCACCGACGCUGACCAUUAUGCAAUAUGUGGUGGCUACCACUACCAUAUGGAGUGGAGCGAGUUAUGUAUUCUCAAAAGAUGCGAUCAAGAUACUGAAUAAGCCAUAAUUCAAGCGCAUGACAUUAUCAAUAUGUAACAGAAGAAAAAAAACUUGUAAUAUAGAUUUCAUAGGAGAACAAUGGGGUUAGAGGGAAGAAUCCAAUUAAGCCAGGCUGCAUUAUGCUUAUUAUAUACGGAGUAACUGUAUUAAAAAAAGACGAGUGCAUCAUCCC
This is a messenger RNA of Trichoderma virens Gv29-8, 909 nucleotides long. RefSeq lists its product as uncharacterized. Bases 1 to 744 code for a protein of 247 amino acids. The record is from RefSeq and is a predicted model, not a curated record. Gene Ontology annotation, molecular function: cardiolipin synthase activity. The transcript has 4 exons. Gene Ontology annotation, cellular component: mitochondrion; membrane. Lineage: Eukaryota; Fungi; Ascomycota; Sordariomycetes; Hypocreales; Hypocreaceae. Gene Ontology annotation, biological process: cardiolipin biosynthetic process.